Messenger RNA from Strongylus vulgaris, 501 nucleotides. Lineage: Eukaryota; Metazoa; Nematoda; Chromadorea; Rhabditida; Strongylidae. The record is from the annotation of a GenBank genome assembly.
AUGGGACAUCAGCAUAGGAAUGAGGUAGGCAAAGAUGAGAACAGCCUUGUGGAUACUUUUUGUAGAAGUCGGUCCCAGUUUUGGUUCAAUGUUGAGCGCAUGGAAGAGAAGUACAGAAAAAUGGAGUUGGAUGGGAAAUGCAGCGGCAUAGAGAUCGAAGUCGUUCAUGGUGAUGUUUACUUUCCAUCCGAGAUGCCCAAAAGUACGCUUUCCAGGCAGCUGAAGAAGCUCGAUGCCCUCAAUGAUCAAUUUGGGCUAAGCACAAUAUCAGCACCUUACAAUGGUGACGAAAUUUUUGGAAAGCAUUUUAAAAAACGGCAGAAAGAAUGCAAGAAACUUGACCAAGCGUUCGAUCAGGUGUUCAAGUCUAAGCAUCCCUCAUGGCGGCCCUACACAAUGUCGAAGAGAUCUAGAGUGGAAAGGACAGUUGUUAGGGAAACAGUAAAGGUAACGGCAGCUCGUGUCGGUGCUUUUUUGAACAACCAUGGUGGGCUUAUCUAG